AGAACCGAGCCGAAACCCAGCAGCGGGAUUCCCUGGACAAGCCGGUUGAGACUCGAGAGGUUGGUGGAUGGACGACGGCAUGACGAAUCCGGAUCUGCUCCGCCGCUAGCCUGCUUCCUGCCACCGGCGCUGCCCCGGCCGGCGCCCAUCGCCGGCCGAUCUCUUUCUACUAUUCUACCCGCGCCUCGCUCUUCGACCCCUUCAUGGCGUGAUCCGAUGAUAGCAACAAGAGCGCGACUUCCCCUCUCCCUGACGGCGUCGGCGGCCUCCCUGUGUGGCGCGCGCACGAAGAGGAGGAGGAGGAGGAAAGGAGGAAGGCGGAGCCGCCGCCAUGUCCCCCAACCUGGAGAGCACGCUCAAGAGCCAGGUGCCGGCGCUGCUCCUCAGGCGCCUCUUCAGCGCGGGGGGUGGGGCUCGGCGGGAUGAGGCGGCGGCGGCGGCCAAGCAGCAGAAGCGGCAGAUGCCGGCGGGGAGGCGGCGGGUGUUCGUGCAGACGGAGUCCGGGUGCGUGCUGGGCAUGGACCUGGACCGCGGGGACAACGCCCACACCGUGAAGCGCCGGCUGCAGCUGGCCCUCAACGUGCCCACCGGCGGCACCUCGCUCACCUUCGGCGACCGCGUACUGGAGAACGACUUGUCCUCUGUCCGCUCCGACUCGCCGCUGCUGCUCACCAGGAACAGCAUCCACCGGAGCUGCUCCACCCCCUGCCUCUGCCCGGUCUCAGAGGACUUUGAGCAGAAGGACUGCAGCGGUUUGGUUGAGAUACUUGGAUCUUCCACCGUCAGUGUGAAGUGCCUCGUCGAUGAUGUGGCCACCGCCAUAAGGAGUGGGCUGGAUCCGGUACCCAUUGACAGUGGCCUUGGCGGCUCCUACUACUUCAGGAAUGUUGGUGGCGACAGGGUUGCCAUUGUGAAGCCCACAGAUGAGGAGCCGUUUGCGCCGAAUAACCCCAAGGGGUUCACCGGGAGAGCGCUUGGCCAGCCAGGGCUGAAGAAGUCCGUUCGGGUAGGGGAGACAGGGUUCAGGGAGGUCGCGGCGUACCUGUUAGACCAUGACAAUUUUGCAAAUGUUCCUGCAACAGCACUGGUGAAGAUAACACAUUCCAUAUUUAAUAUCAAUUGUCCGAUGAAUGGCGGCACUCCAGCUCAUGACCAGAAGCAUCAAAUUACCAGUAAGAUUGCUUCAUUCCAGCAGUUCAUCGCGCAUGACUUUGACGCCAGUGACCAUGGCACUUCAAGCUUCCCAGUUGCUGCUGUUCACAGGAUCGGCAUAUUAGACAUCAGAAUUUUCAACACUGACAGGCAUGGUGGUAAUGUGCUGGUGAGGAAACUUGAUGGUGGCACCGGCCGCUUUGGUUGCCAGACGGAGUUAUUCCCCAUUGAUCAUGGUCUGUGCUUGCCGGAGAACUUAGAGGACCCUUAUUUUGAGUGGAUACAUUGGGCACAAGCGUCAAUCCCGUUUUCCGAAGAAGAGCUCGAGUACAUUAGAAAACUUGAUCCGAUGAGGGAUGUUGAACUGCUGCGGAGAGAACUGCCCAUGAUACGCGAGGCCUGCCUCCGUGUCCUGGUCUUGUGCACAAUCUUCCUCAAAGAGGCCGCUACUUUUGGGCUUUGCUUGGCAGAAAUAGGCGAGAUGAUGACCAGGGAGUUCAGGGGGAUGGAGGAGGAACCCAGCAAACUGGAGGUUGUCUGCAUGGAAGCUAGGAAGAGGGUAACAGAAUGGGAACCAUUCUCCCCUGGGGUUGAACAAGGGGAGGACAUGGAUUUUCAGUUCUCGAUGGAUGUAUUAGGAGGGUACAAUGAUAUGAUUCGAUCACCAAGGUUCAAUUGCUCAGGCAUGAAAGCGUCCAACUUCAGAAAUCCUCUGACGAAACUUGUCGAGAGCAUGAACGAGGACAAUGAUGAUGAUGAAGAUCGAAAAGAGACCUUCAUGCAUUCAUCUAGCCGUAUCCCAUCUGCUCUGUUCAAUCCUCCCAGUGUUCACAGAACUACUAGUUUGAAUGGCAGUGCACACACCCUGAACAGGAGUGCGGACGAACAGCUUCCAUCGAGUAUGUGCUUUGUCAGGUUUGCGGACAUGAGUACAGAAGAGUGGCACGUCUUCAUUGAGAAGUUCCAGGAGCUGCUAAAAGAAGCGUUGGAUGAAUGCAAGGCGGCUGCAGGGCAGCGGAUGAAGCUACGGAUGGGCACUUCCUGCAAAUUUUGACUAGGAUGAUAGGGCAGCAGAGAAGAAAUUCUACUGUCACCUGUGUUGCUUAUGGGGCAAGUACUGCAAGAUAUAUGAUCAUAUGGGAAACACCUGCAACUUUGGACUGUAACUAUAUUUAGUUAUGUUCAUCAGGUAGACGAUAUCGAAGGUCAGUGGUGGGGGUGGAGAACAGCUACUCAUGUAUCCUAGUUAUGUUAAAACAAGUACUGUCUAAUAAAUGCUUGCCAGCUUGUAUAUAUUGCAUUAGAGGCUAAACACUAGAGUGCUAUUUCUUGGCUGUUGCUGAACAUUCUUUGUGUUGUGCCGUGAACAGUGUAAAUAUGCACCUCUGAUGUAAAUGCUUACCUGGUGUUGAACAUCUUGGAUGACAACUUGUGUUGCGAUGGUUCUGACA
This is a messenger RNA of Brachypodium distachyon (stiff brome), 2603 nucleotides long. RefSeq names its product phosphatidylinositol 4-kinase gamma 6. Bases 332 to 2206 code for a protein of 624 amino acids. The transcript is spliced from 2 exons. The record is from RefSeq and is a predicted model, not a curated record. NCBI's taxonomy places the organism in Eukaryota, Viridiplantae, Streptophyta, Magnoliopsida, Poales, Poaceae.